CACUGCACACCAUUCUUGAACCUACUAUAUUCGUCAGUCAAUCUACAGACCUUCUAACUUGCUAAAAAUAGAACAAGACCAACUAAAAUCAAAACAUAGUACUAUUGAAUAUCAAUCUACAGCCCCUCCAACCUGCUAAAAAUAGAACAAGACCAAUUAAAAACAAUACUUACUACUACUUAGUAACAAAGUUGAUGACUAUGAUGGCAGAAAAUUCAUGGCAAACCAAUCUUGACAGUUGAAAGUAUCUAUAAAUCAUAACACUCAGUCCCUCUCUUGCCACCUUUCACGUGGCUCGCUUACAUCAAUUUUGUCACCAAUUUUGGAAAUUAAUGAGUGACUAUUUUCUUAUCAGUUCCACAUAAUAUUGGAGGCUUCCAAAAAAAAAAUGAGAAAAAGUAUACUAGCUUUCCUCAUCAAGCAUUCCCUUAUAUAAACAUGAAGCAUGUAUCUCCAUAAUAUAAUAUACGAUCCUUUCCUAUCUGAAAUGGAGGCAAAACAUUUAUCUUCCAUCUUCAUUUCAGUCUUGAUAUUCGUAUCCUUCAUCUUUCGUUUAGUUCAGAUAUGGAAGGCAUCAAAAACCUUUAACAAAAUAUUGCCUCCAGGGCCAUGGAGUCCACCUUUGAUUGGGAACUUGCACCUAUUUAUGAAUGGCCGCCUUCCAGUACAUCAUACUCUCAGAAGUCUAUCGCGAAGAUACGGGCCAAUCUUUCACUUACGUCUUGGAGAAAUAUCGAUCAUUGUUGUAUCUUCACCUGAGAUGGCAAAAGAAAUUAUGAAAACUCAAGACCUUCGCUUUGCUACUAGGCCUGAAUUUAUGGCCGGAGAUAUUAUUUUCUACAACUACACAGACAUUAUAACUUGUCCAUAUGGUGAUCACUGGAGAAAUAUGCGCAAAGUGUGCAUCGUGGAACUUCUUAGCGCAAAGAUGGUCAAGUCAUUUAAUUCAAUUCGACAAGCACAGAUGUCAAGUCUCAUUUCAUCCGUUAACUCCAUGCCUGAUGACUCAUUGAUUAACUUAUCAGACAAAAUGUUUUGGUUUACAAGUUCAGUAACUUGUAGGUCAGCUUUCGGGAAAGUGAUUCAUGAUCAAGAUAAGUUGAUAAUGUUGGUGAAGGACAUAUCAUCAUUAGCUGCAGGAUUUGACUUGGCUGAUAUGUUCCCUUCCCGAAAAUGGCUUCACAAGAUUACUGGAUUGAAGUCCAAAAUGUUGAAGGUUCACAAAAAGGUAGAUGCAAUUUUGGAGAAUAUCCUUAAUGAGCAUCAGGAAAGUCGAGCUAACGGAAAGAAGAGCAAUGGUGAGACUGGAGGUGAAGAUUUGAUCGAUGUUCUACUUCGAGUCAUGGAGAGUGGCGAAUUGGGAACUCCAAUCACAAAUGAGAAUAUCAAAAGUGUUAUUUUUGACAUGUUCUUAGCAGGAGCUGAAACCUCAGCUACAACAAUUAUUUGGGCUUUGGCUGAAAUGAUAAGAAAUCCAAGUGUUAUGGCUAAAGCACAACUUGAAGUUAGAGAAGUCCUAAAAGGAAAGAGAACAUUUGAGGAUAUUGAUCUAGAAGAGUUGAAGUAUCUAAACCUAGUGAUUAAAGAAACAUUAAGGUUGCACCCUCCUGUUCCUCUAUUAAUCCCAAGGGAAUGCAGAGAAGAAACAAAAAUUGACAAAUAUAUAAUACCCAUCAAAACUAGAGUUCUGGUGAAUGUAUGGGCAAUUGGAAGAGAAUCUACAAAUUGGCAUAAUCCGGAAAGUUUUAUACCUGAGAGAUUUGAGAAUAAUUCUAUUGAUUUCAGAGGAAACCACUUUGAAUUUAUUCCGUUUGGUGCAGGAAGAAGAAUGUGUCCGGGACUGUUAUUUGGUUUAGUUAAUGUCGGACAUCCUUUAGCUCAACUGCUUUAUCACUUCGACUGGAAGACUCCUCAUGGAAUUGCUCCAGACAAUUUAAAUAUGACCGAAACAAUUGGGGUAGCUGGCGGAAGAAAGGAUGAUCUUUGUUUAAUUGCUACUCCUUUUGGUCUCUCUUAA
Nicotiana tabacum (common tobacco) is the source of this 2017-nucleotide messenger RNA. RefSeq names its product premnaspirodiene oxygenase-like. The record is from RefSeq and is a predicted model, not a curated record. Lineage: Eukaryota; Viridiplantae; Streptophyta; Magnoliopsida; Solanales; Solanaceae. Gene Ontology annotation, molecular function: iron ion binding; oxidoreductase activity, acting on paired donors, with incorporation or reduction of molecular oxygen; monooxygenase activity.